CCGCUGCCGCAUCGCUGCCUUCCCUCGCUUCUCGCUCCGGAGACAGACGAUCAUGCACUGCCUCGCUCGGGAUGUCUGGGCUGUGGGGGGAUCAGAGGAGACUUCACAAACAGCAGCCGGUGCCCCCCAGUAGGAAGGGAAGCCCACCCGCUGCAGCGCCCGCACAACAUGGCCAGAGCCGCUGGAGGACGCACUGCAGCGCCUGAGGUUUGUAACCAGAUACACAGCACAUUAAUAUGUUACAAGGAUGAAUGAAUGAACAUCAUUGUUACUGCUUGUAUCUCUUUCAUCUAGAAAGGAGAGCUGACCCAACUUCAAAUAUGUGACUCAUGGCCCUUCCAACAAAAAGAUCAGGAGCAGUUUCUGGGUCAGUGCAAGAGCCUCACAGGACGUGAAGAAGAUGAAGAUGGGAGGAACCUGGCUGGGUCUGCCAGUUGGACAGCACUUGCUCGCUCUGGGACACAGGCACUUUUCAAACACAUGGAGAAACAUGAUGUAUUUCAGAAAAUUCAGGCUGAUUGUUUGCCUUACAGGGCUCAGCUGUGCUGGCCUCUGGGUUUUUUAUAAUUUGACUGAAUUCUGUAUAUUCUCUGAAAACAGCCAAGAUUACAUAUUCCCCAUAGAGACUUUCAGGAGAAUUGAAGGAAACUUCUCGCAGCUCCCAGAUGUAGAUUGCCAGAAGAACCCACCUUUCCUCGUCCUGCUUGUGACGUCCUCGUACCACCACAUUGAUGCCAGGAUGGCCAUCCGGCAAACGUGGGGGAAGGAGAGAACAGUCGCUGGCAAGCGCUUGGUGACAUAUUUCCUCCUGGGAAGCACUGUGAAUCUGAGGCAGCAGGCUGAUAUUGCUGCUGAAAGCCAAAAGUACAAAGACAUUAUUCAAAAGAAUUUUACAGACACAUAUUACAAUUUGACUUUGAAGACCAUGAUGGGAAUUGAAUGGAUUCACAGAUUUUGUAACCAGUCCAGCUUUGUGAUGAAAACCGACACAGAUGUGUUUGUCAAUGUUUUUUACCUCACUGAGCUUCUUCUAAGGAAAAAUAGGACCACUAGAUUCUUCACAGGCUUUUUAAAACUGCAUGAGUACCCCAUACGAAGAAGAAGGAGUAAGUGGUAUGUGAGUAUAGAAGAGUAUCCGAGAAAGACCUACCCGCCGUUUUGUUCCGGGACUGGCUAUGUUUUAUCCACUGAUGUUGCUAGUCAGAUCUAUAAUAUUUCAGAGAGCAUUUCGUUCAUUAAACUGGAAGAUGUAUUCAUAGGAUUGUGCCUUGCCAAACUAAAAAUUCACCUGGAGGAGCUUCAUUCAGAGCAGACGUUUUUCCCAGAAAGGAUUACGUUCUCUGUUUCUCGCUUUAGGAAAAUUGUGAUGUGCCAUGAAGUAGAACCCUCUGAGCAGCUGAGCUACUGGAAUCACUUAGUGACAGAAAACCAUGCAGGAGUGCUCUAGCACCUUCUCUGCUCGAACUAAGAAACUGAAAUGCUCUGCUUUUAUGGGGCUGCUCUUGAGUCUAGCAAAACUCCCAAUUAACUCUAGAUCCAUCAUGUUACAGACUUUUUUAAUGGUUAUUUUAAUCUCCAUUUCUGCCCAACAACAUGUGAAACUCUUUUAUGUCCCAUUCACACCCACCUUUUUGCAUCUCUUCUCUACAGAAGUUACAAUUACUGUUAUUUUCUGAAAGGCGCAGGCCUGCAAACCUGCCUUCCAAAUGUUGCUGCUACAGGACUGGGGACAAUUCUGCAGCACCAAACUAAAAGUCAAAGUACUUCUGUUCAGAGAAGAAAAUUUGCACCCUCUUCCUGAUCCCCCUUGAUAGAUUCCUGCGAUUGCACCUAGCUGUGCAGGCAUUUAAGAAAAGGUGUUUGUAGCUGUGAGGACGUUCCCCUGCCGGCACAGGGAACUGCAGCCCUGCCUUUGCAGCCAGCUCCGAGUAGGCAGGACUGGCUGGUGGCACAGAUCCCUUCUUCAUUCUACACUAUUUUUUUUGCAGAAAUGGACCAAUUUGUCACACAGGUCAACGUUAGGUACUUCAGGUCACCUAGUGAAUGUGUAAGGCUACUGCAUCUGUUUCCCUACACAUACCUCCUGCUGAAAAUUAUGUAUCAUAGAGCUGGAUCCAUGCUCAGUGGAGAGUGUCCUGGUCUUUCUGUUAAAAUAGACCCCGGAGACAUCUUUUACAUUUGUGUCUCACUCUGAUUGCUUGAAAGCUACUCUAACUGGUUUGCCAAGGCUAAAUUGGAGUCGCUCACAGUGAGCGAAGCAGUACAUUUGAUUUAGACGUUUUUCCCUAUGAGGACCUGAAUGCGUAAGGGAGAAGAUAGGAGGAUUUUUCUCGUUUAAACAAGACCUAGUGGAAAAAUGUGCCCAAGUAAUCAUUCAGGCUGGGAGCCUCAUUGCGUAUUGCAUUACCAAGCAAAGACUCAUGAAAUCACUAGGAUGUCUGGAGAUUUCAGAGGUAAGGCAUUGAGUCUUUACAGUAGAUGCUGUGAAAAAUACAUUUGAGCUAUGGGGAGGGAAAAGGAGUUCAUAAAAUCAUGCUUUAUUCAAUACUCCUAUUUGAUUUACUUUUAUGCAAAGAAAAGGUCAGUUUUACAGGCAAAGAAUUAUUGAAUGUCUACACUAUGUGUGAAAUGUUAGUUCCAGAGAGCAGUAAAAGUGGGGCUGCUCCCCAGGGAAAGAUGAGCUCGGAGCUGAGGGGAUCCGACAGCCGGCAGGGCUCAGCCCCACACACCCAUAUGAGGGAGCAGGACAGACGCACAGAUGGUGGCCAGGUCCAACCAAGAGUCCUGAUCUUAAGGCAGUACCAUGAUGAUGAGGUAGGUCUGAGGUCAAGCCAGUGAUGACUGGGCUCCGGUGAUGAGAAGUGGGGGUCCAGGUCAGGCCCAGUGCCGGGAACCAGGGCCAGACCCUGCCCUGGGAUGGCAGACCAGCAGGGCCUUGGGGAUGGAGACAUAUACUGAAUGUGGUAAAAAGCAUGGAGGAAACACAGGGAAAGAUAUUUUAUUACUUUAGGGUUAUUUAAUUUUAUUGUUUCUUUUCUUUUUAUGAAGUUUGUGAGGACUGUCCAAGCGUCUCUUUUUACUUGCCUGUGUCUGAAGAGCAGGGUAAAUAUUUUCAGCAGGAAUGUGCCGCAUCCUGAAAAGUGUUUAAUAGUGGUAAUAAUAUAUUAAUUACUUUCUUCUGAUGUGGAGUAACCUGAGCUCAUGCACUUACUUUUGACAACUGAUGAUGAAAGAAAGAAUGUUUAUUUGUUUCAUAGAAGAAUAUAUCUUAAGUUUCCCCUUUCAGAAAAUAGCUGCAUAUAUGGUGUUUGCAGGGAUAUGGCUAUCCAAGUGCUCAGAUGAGUGACCAAGGAGGUGUUUACCUUUCCCUAGUGCAUACCUUUGCCAGGGGGUGAGCAGCCCAGCUCUGGGUUGAACAGCAUCUUUCCACCUCCCACCCCAACUUUGCAGAUGUAUCUGCCCUUGGCUCAAAGCCCUACUGUAGCACAUCUACUUUUGCUGCUGCCUUUAGUAGGGGGGUCAGACUGAUAAAGCCUAGCAACAGCAUUUUAAUCACAAUUCUUUCCAUGUAACCUGCAGAAAUGUCUUUUUGCCAUUCAUUGCUAUUUUACCCAAGGUGCAAGCUGGCUAUUGCUUUGAUUUAUGGAAAAAUGUUGAGCAUAAAGGAAUGCUUCCUGGCCUCUCCUAGCUCCCUCUCUCAUAGGGUAGAGGGUCUGUGAGACAGGACAGCGUAAUGCAGCCUAAUGUUCAUCCUGGACUUGUUCUCAGAGAAAUAAUCCUGCAAUUCCUUGUGGGUCUCAUUUCCACCUCUGUGCCUGCUGCCGACCUUAUCCCAGCUGGCAGGACCGUGCAGUCCAACCGUGCAGUCCCAGGGAACCUGUAUCUCAGUAGAAUAGCUAUUAAUUUACAUACAGAUGUGUUGACUUAUUCAUCGCCUCUGGGUGUUGGGAUCCAAGAGGUAUGGUGGUACCUGGCUCCUGGGACAGUGCAGCUGUUGGUCUUCUGUCAGGAUGACUUGGCGGCCAAAGGGUGAAGUCUCCCAUUAGAAGACAGUAUUUUGGGUUGCUUCCCUGAACGAUGGCUGCUAGUGAGUGGCAUGAAAAUGUGUCUUGCCUGAGCAGUUUGUGGCUUUGAAUUAUCAUAAAAAAAAGUUACCCUUGAGGAUCAGUUUUGCUGUAUGUCUUGACUGUGGCUUUUAUUUCAGUUCAGAAGUGUUCCUAAUUACUCGCAUAUAGCUACCAAGUGGGAAAUUGGUGGUAUACUCUGUUAAUCACAUUUGCUACCCCUUUAUUUUUGGGGCUAAAUUCGUAGCUACCAUGCCAUUGGGAAUAAGGUCCUCAGGCAUGUUUUAAUAAAACAUGCCAUUCUGGA
Molecule: messenger RNA, 4371 nt
Organism: Strigops habroptila (Kakapo)
Lineage: Eukaryota; Metazoa; Chordata; Aves; Psittaciformes; Psittacidae
Gene: B3GALT5
Product: beta-1,3-galactosyltransferase 5
Exons: 4
Coding region: 401-1447 (348 amino acids)
Cellular component (GO): membrane
Molecular function (GO): N-acetyl-beta-D-glucosaminide beta-(1,3)-galactosyltransferase activity
Source: RefSeq, a predicted model, not a curated record